GUCGCUGUACUAGUACGCCGAGCGCGGUUUAAGGGCGGUGAGAAAACAGUUGGCCGUAUUCUGCCCGGGCUCGGUGGGGUACGGAUGCGAUACUCGGAACUUUGACAGGGCGCACCACUAAACUCCAAACAAAGGUGGGGGGGAAACGACGACAUCGAGGAUCUCCAUUCAGCCGGUUUAUCAGCCUUGUCCAAGUUGUCUAUAAAGCUACUUAUUCCCCUGCCUUCUUUGCUCGAUCGUCGUGUCAAAUGUAGCAAACAUGAAGGGACCAAAGCCCUUGACUAUUGUCAUAAAACUUGGCACGAGCUCGAUUGUUGAUGAGCAUACUCAUGAGCCGCUCCUCUCAACCUUGUCUCUCAUUGUUGAGACCGCUGUGAAGUUACAUGAAGAUGGACACAGAGUCAUCCUCGUCUCCUCGGGCGCCAUCGGCGUUGGCUUGAGGCGCAUGGACGUGAAGAAAAGACCAAAGCAUUUGCCUCGCAUCCAGGCUCUGGCAGCAAUUGGGCAAUGCAGACUUAUGGGGCUAUGGGACAAUCUCUUCGAGCAGCUCCGCACACCCAUCGCUCAAAUCCUUCUGACCCGCAACGAUAUUGCCGAUCGUUCACAAUAUAUCAAUGCAGUCAAUACGAUUAACGAGCUCCUCGAUAUGGGCGUGAUCCCCAUUGUCAAUGAGAACGACACUCUCGCCGUUGCUGAAAUUAAGUUUGGUGACAACGACACCCUGUCGGCCAUCACGGCCGCCAUGGUCCACGCCGACUAUCUCUUUCUCAUGACUGACGUCGACUGCCUCUACACCGCGAACCCGCGUACGAAUCCUGACGCAAAGGCAAUUGAAGUCGUCGACGACAUUGACGCCCUCCGAGCCGAUGUCUCCUCCGCCGGCUCCUCCCUAGGAACAGGCGGCAUGAGCACCAAAAUCGUUGCCGCCCGCCUCGCCUCCUCCGCUGGUGUCACCACCAUCAUCGCCUCCUCGGCACACCCGCAAUACAUCUUCCCCAUUGUAUCCUAUACGCAAUCCCUUGGCCUACCCCGCAACAAAUCCCUCACAGCUCUCACAGCCCUCUCCGCCCUCAAUACCCCGGCGGUCGCUAGCCCUUCCGGCUCCUCCUCGCCCUCGCCCUUCGAUCCAUCCAACCUCCCGCAACGCCCCCCUCACACCCGGUUCUCCCCGUCGCGCCACCCUAUCCGCGACCGCAGUUUCUGGCUCCUCCACGGUCUUGCCCCUCACGGCACGGUCUACAUCGACGCCGGUGCGCACCGCGCGCUAAGCAACAAGGCUGGUCUGCUUCCCGUCGGCAUCGUGGACGUCGCUGGCACGUUCGGUCAGCAGGAGGCAGUCCGCAUAGUGGUCGUGGAGCGGAUCACGCCUGUGACCCCCGCAAGGAGUGUCGCUGAGGAGACCGAGGCAGCUGUCGAUGGCGCGGCUGCUGCGACUACGUCUGCUGGCGAUGGGCUGGCGCACACUUACACGCAGACCCCACCGACUGGGACUCCGCCUACCUCUACCCCGCUCUCGGCGCCAAUCACGGCGCCAAUCACGGCGCUACCCAUCCAUACUCACCGACGCUCAAGCACCCCACCCCCGCCGCUCUGGUGUGGAACGCCACUUGAGGUUGGACGCGCGCUGGUGAACUACAGUAGCACGGAGAUCGCGCGCAUUAAGGGACUACAUAGCGAAGGCAUUGGGGAGGUGCUCGGUUACGCGGACAGUGAGUAUGUAGCACUGAGGGAGAACGUGAGCUUGGCCGUCUUUUAGACGGAGAUCGGCAAGGCAAGAGAAGAUGAUGGGGGGUGGAUUUUUCCUAGAUUUUUCCUAGAUGCGACCAAAAAAUUAGAUUGGGACUUGGGAUGGGGGGAAACUGGAGAGGCAUGGUUUUCUGAUCAACUCAAAAUCAGGGCCUCACGCACAGUGUAGUCCCUGUCGUUGGAGGCCAAGAAUGCUAUUCUUUUCGGGCAUAAUUGGAACGUGAAAUCACACAUAUAGCACCGUGGAUCAUGUACCUGGCAAAUGUCUAAGCCACCUGCGUCACACCGCCUUAAAAUUAAUUGCCUGAUUUAAGUUUCUACCUAAGGUACGUAUCAAGGCUUUAACUUAUGUUUUAAGGGCAAAAGUUUUAUAUACCCGGUAAGUUCAUAAAUAAGUUUUAUAUAACGUACAUGUAUAGCGAAAGCGCCAAACAAGCGAAAGCGCCAAAAUUAUCUACCCUCACGACAAACAUUGCGAUAAAUCUAC
This is a messenger RNA of Pseudogymnoascus destructans, 2233 nucleotides long. RefSeq lists its product as uncharacterized. The coding region runs from base 260 to 1756 and encodes 498 amino acids. Gene Ontology annotation, molecular function: ATP binding; RNA binding; glutamate 5-kinase activity. The record is from RefSeq and is a predicted model, not a curated record. Gene Ontology annotation, cellular component: cytosol; cytoplasm. The transcript has 5 exons. NCBI's taxonomy places the organism in Eukaryota, Fungi, Ascomycota, Leotiomycetes, Thelebolales, Thelebolaceae.